Racocetra persica is the source of this 210-nucleotide messenger RNA. Lineage: Eukaryota; Fungi; Glomeromycota; Glomeromycetes; Diversisporales; Gigasporaceae. The record is from the annotation of a GenBank genome assembly.
AAAGGCGAACCAAUAGAUAUCGAUAAACUCAAUAUUGAUGAAGAAAGCAAAAAGGAAUUAAAAGAAAUUCAAAAGCAAAUAAUAAACAAUCCAUCAACUAACAAAUCUCAGCAAAGAAGUCAAAAUACUUCUGAUUAUGUAGUAAAUUGUCUUGAUUGUGGUGUAGAAUAUGAAACUGACAAAAAUAAAGAUCCUCACUCUACCUGCUGA